Molecule: messenger RNA, 2526 nt
Organism: Oncorhynchus kisutch (coho salmon)
Lineage: Eukaryota; Metazoa; Chordata; Actinopteri; Salmoniformes; Salmonidae
Product: zinc finger protein 436-like
Exons: 2
Coding region: 230-1933 (567 amino acids)
Biological process (GO): regulation of transcription by RNA polymerase II
Cellular component (GO): nucleus
Molecular function (GO): RNA polymerase II cis-regulatory region sequence-specific DNA binding; DNA-binding transcription factor activity, RNA polymerase II-specific
Source: RefSeq, a predicted model, not a curated record
CACUUCAACAACAAAGCUGCUAAUUUAACCACUUCGGUAGCUUGCUAGACAACAGAAAAGCGAAACACUGAAGCGCCUUAGCCCAUUUUGGAUAUAUUACUUUGUGUUUUAAACACAAAUUUGUUUACGUCUCACUUAAACGUAACUGACAAUUUGUUGAAAUUGAUAGUCAAAUUAACACUUAGCUAGUCGCUAAUGCUAACUAACUAGCUAGCUAACAUCCCCGACCAUGAGCUCAGUAAGCUCCUCUGCUAAAGAAGAGGAGGUCUGUUGGACGGAGAAAGAAGCUCUGGGGCUGAACAUUGUCGUAAAAGAGGAAGACGAGGAUAUUACCGUGCAAGGAGAGGAAGGGGCUUUCAAAACGAUAAAAGAGGAAGAAGAGGAGGAGGAGGAUGUUACAGUGAAAGAGGAGAAAGAAACGUUUGGGGUAAAAGAGGAAGAGUGGAUACAGGCUGUCACAGUGGAAGAGGAGGAGAUGGAUGCUUUCAGAAUUAAAGCGGAGGAAGAUGAGGAUAUCAGCGUGGAAGAGGGGAUAGAGGCUUUCACAGUGGAAGAGGAGGAGAUGGAUGCUUUCAGAGUUAAAAAGGAGGAAGAUGAGGAUAUCAGCGUGGAAGAGGGGAUAGAGGCUUUCACAGUGGAAGAGGAGGAGAUGGAUGCUUUCAGAAUUAAAGCGGAGGAAGAUGAGGAUAUCAGCGUGGAAGAGGGGAUAGAGGCUUUCACAGUGGAAGAGGAGGAGAUGGAUGCUUUCAGAGUUAAAAAGGAGGAAGAUGAGGAUAUCAGCGUGGAAGAGGGGAUAGAGGCUUUCACAGUGGAAGAGGAGGAGAUGGAUGCUUUCAGAGUUAAAAAGGAGGAAGAUGAGGAUAUCAGCGUGGAAGAGGGGAUAGAGGCUUUCACAGUGGAAGAGGAGGAGAUGGAUGCUUUCAGAGUUAAAAAGGAGGAAGAUGAGGAUAUCAGCGUGGAAGAGGGGAUAGAGGCUUUCACAGUGGAAGAGGAGGAGGUAGAAGCUUUCAAAAUCAAAAAGGAGGAAGAGGAGGAGGAUAUUAUAUUGAAAAAAGAGGAAGAGCCUUCUAGAGUGGAAGAGGAAGGAGAGGAGGAGGAGGCUGAACAAGAUCUGAUGAUCACCAGAGAAAGAUCAGACUCAGAGGAACCAGAGACGUCCAAACCAGCAAAACGACACGACUGCUCCCACUGCGGGAAGAGUUUUACCAAGUUAGGAAACCUGAGAAGACAUGAGAGGACACACACAGGAGAGAAGCCUCAUCACUGCUCACAGUGUGGGAAGAGUUUUACCCAGUUAGGGAACCUAAAACUACACGAGAGAACACACACAGGAGAGAAGCCUUACGAAUGCUCUCAAUGUGGAAUGAGUUUUACCAAGUUAGGGUACCUGAAAUCACACGAGAGAACACACACAGGAGAGAAGCCUUUCCACUGCUCACUGUGCGGGAAGAGUUUUACAGAGUUAGGCAACAUGAAAAGGCACGAGCGCACACACACAGGCGAGAAGCCUCAUCACUGCUGUCAGUGUGGAAAGACUUUUACAGAGUUAGGGAGCCUGAAAAUACAUAAGAGAAUACACACAGGAGAGAAGCCUUACCACUGCUCCCUGUGUGGAAAGAAUUUUACAGAGUUAAGCAACCUGAAAAAACAUGAGAGGACACACACAGGAGAUAAGCCUUUCCACUGCUCCCUGUGUGGAAAGAGUUUUACAGAGUUAGGGAGUCUAAAAAUGCAUAAGAGAAUACACACGGGCGAGAAGCCUCAUCACUGUUCACAGUGCGGAAAGAGUUUUACAAAGUUAGGGAACCUGAAAAUGCAUGAGAGAAUACACACAGGAGAGAAGCCUUACCAUUGCUCCCUGUGCUUAAAGAGUUUUACCUCAUUAAGGCAAUUGAAAGAACAUGAAAGAAUCCACACCAUAGAGAAACGUUAGCAACGCUCCUAGUAUGAAAUUAUAUCGUUUUAACCAGUUAGUAUUAACCAGUCAGUUUUAACCAGUUAGUAUUAACCUGUUAGUUUUAACCAGUUAGUUUUAACCAGUCAGUUUUAACCAGUCAGUUUUAACCAGUUAGUUGUAACCAGUUAGUAUUAACCAGUUAGUUUUAACCAGUCAGUUUUAACCAGUCAGUAUUAACCAGUUAGUAUUAACCAGUUAGUAUUAACCAGUUAGUUUUAACCAGUCAGUUUUAACCAGUUAGUUUUAACCAGUCAGUUUUAACCAGUCAGUUUUAACCAGUUAGUUUUAACCAGUAAGGGCACCUGAAAAACCAUGACGUAAUACAUACAGUGAAGAUGCCUUACCGCUGUUCCAGUGUAAAAACGAAUAUAUCACAUCAAAUAUACUUUAGUUAAUGACAUUCUAUUUUAAAGCUACAAUGUGUAACGUUUUUGGGCAAACCUGACACACAUUCACACAGAAAACCCCCACAAAUAAUGCUCCCACACUUGUCUCAUAUAUUGUACCGCAAAAUGUUGUGCUUUUGUUUAUGCCACAUGCAAUCAAGUUGUAUAAAAUUGACCCAAAAA